Molecule: messenger RNA, 739 nt
Organism: Aspergillus versicolor CBS 583.65
Lineage: Eukaryota; Fungi; Ascomycota; Eurotiomycetes; Eurotiales; Aspergillaceae
Exons: 1
Coding region: 123-548 (141 amino acids)
Source: RefSeq, a predicted model, not a curated record
UCGGCGGCGACAAAUAUAGCAGGCGAUCGCUGGGAUGUGAAACUAGACAAGUGCUAUCCAGUCCACAGACCCACCAUUGAGCAGAGCUCUGGCCAUGAUACCAGCAUUAUUCGUCGUAGUCGAUGGCUGUGAACUUGCUGACCAGAAUAAUUUCUGAAAUCCUGAUUAUCCUGCUGUUCUCCUUUUGCGACUCUCCAUCCUCCACCAGACACCUCCCGAUUUGCGCUGUAUACAGUUCAAGCGACAGACAAGGUACGUGCUUUCUCAAGUCUCGCGUUGAUCAUCCUGCAACAUACCUUGAAAAAGCUCAAACACUCUUUGACUUUGCUCUGGGUGCGAAUGAAAUCCUGCAUGCUCUGCUCUCCCCACUCCGAUCGCUGGCCAGUUGCUUCUUUGCCUUGGCCAAGUACAGCUGUCCAGCCUCUUCCUUGUUUUUCACCUUUUUUUUUUUUUUAUUGCAUUUAUUGCAUGCCUUUUCUUGUUUCUUAUCGGUCGCUAAUAAUAAUAAUCAGCUCCAGCCGGCCAGCAUUAAUUUCCCUCGUUCCUGAAGUUCCAGUGGGUGUGGGGGGGUCUUCAACAUCCACCGCAAACGGUCACCAGUCCUCCCUCUUCCCUCCGCCUGCCCUCCAGAUCUACAGAGCUCCCCAAUAAGAAAUAGGAGAUCUGAUACUCCGCACAGCUCGUUCAAUUCUUGUCGCUCGUUUCUGGCAGCUGAAUUGACUCCCUACACAACGACGCU